Mercenaria mercenaria is the source of this 6764-nucleotide messenger RNA. RefSeq lists its product as uncharacterized. Gene Ontology annotation, biological process: multicellular organism development; protein phosphorylation; positive regulation of kinase activity. The record is from RefSeq and is a predicted model, not a curated record. NCBI's taxonomy places the organism in Eukaryota, Metazoa, Mollusca, Bivalvia, Venerida, Veneridae. Gene Ontology annotation, cellular component: signaling receptor complex. The transcript has 29 exons. Gene Ontology annotation, molecular function: protein binding; ATP binding; transmembrane receptor protein tyrosine kinase activity. The coding region runs from base 138 to 3956 and encodes 1272 amino acids.
CUGCAUACAUAUAUAUUUGAUAAAAUCGUCCGUCCAAAGCGUUUUCAGCCAUUUCAUUGUCUACCGAGUAUAUUAAAAUGUAGAUACUAUAAAAUGUUUGAGUGAAAUAUACAAAAUUAGGAAAAAGGAAAAAGAAAAUGAAACAAAUUACCCUUUUCGCAAUUGUGCUGGUGAUAUUUAUUGUUGUGCUGACUUUUGAAGACGUAAAGGCUUGGAGAGGAAAUUAUUAUAAGAUAAGAAUAAGCAGAGAGUUAAGAAAAGAAUAUUGUGCUUGCUGGUACUGGCAGUGGGGAUGCUCUUACACUAGGUGGUACUGGAAAACUGAAUAUUACUUUUACAGUCAAUGUAGACCUGGAUGGACACACAAUGGUGACGAAAACUGUAACAUACCUGUUUGCAGGCCAACAUGCCAAAAUGGUGGAACAUGUAUAAGUCCAAAUACGUGUAAAUGUCCAAGUACGUCUCGUGGACCUGUAUGUGGUGAUUUAACGUGUUCAUACCAGCUUCCAUGUUAUCCUGGAGAUUGCACAGGCGGUACAGACUGUACAUGUGAGCCAGGCUUUAUCAGUCAGAAUCGAUCAGACGGUUGCAUCAUAUUUGAUUCAUCGCACACCAAGCUACGCCCGAUCGUUGGUAAAAGUAACGUUACACUAUCCCAUAUUAGAAGAGCCGACAACAGAGUAGAUUUCAUGUUCAUACUAGAAGGUCUUGAAGAAAAGGAUCCUGGAAAGCUGGAAAUCAUUUGGAGCAAUCAGAAAAGGUUUAACAAUUUACGAUUUGAGUACGUGACAUACUUUGUACCACCGGAAAAUCUUCCAGAGAGACCAACCUACGUGCGUGAGUCUGGAAUUGGAAUAGUUGAGAGUAUAAUCGAGGCAAAUGUGAGCAAAAUCCCGAGAGAUGGGGGACGUAUCAGAGAUACGCCAGACGGAUCAUUCAAAAUCUAUAAAUGUCAGAGCGGUUUCUCAAGAGAUAACCCAGAAAAAGAACUAGCCACCUGUGAGAUAAACGAUGAACAGUUCAGUACAUUAAUAGAGCACGGAGACUGGUUGAAUAUAAAGUUCAUGUCAACAUCUGGGGGUUUCCAGAAACUUGUCAACAUUGACCAACAAAGUAAGCCAUAUGCCACAAAAUACUACAAAGGUUUGCAAGACGUUAGAGAGGUGCAGUUCAAUUUCGAUUUUAUUGCACCGAAACACUGCUCAGAAACUGAUGCCUCGAAAAGAUGUAAGCCAGAAUCAGAUAUACUUCGUAUUGAAGAAGAAUUUACAAAGAAUCCAAUCAGUAUGUAUUGGUCUGGUUGGACUGAUGAACUGUCCGGCGUUUUGGAAUACUACGUAGAGGUGUUCAAACUUACUCCUGAUGCAUACAAUAAGCUGGUUGAAAUGGAACCUUUAUCUCCAGUAUUUAACACAACCAUUCCACACAGAAAAUAUAGAAAAAAUAUGAAGUAUCCAGAAUACAGGCCAACGGAACCAGGCAUGUAUAGUGUUUUGGUAGAAAUCAGAGACACGGCCAACAACUCUAGAAUAGCACGACGACUUGUUUUAUUUGAUGACCAGUCUGAAAUUACGUUCAAUGAAAGACCAAAUGGAAAACUCUACGUGAGUUCGGCGGUAGAAGAAACCGGAUACAAGUGGCAGACUGUAGCUAAAGGCCAGGAUGUGACAUUUGAAGUGAGCUGGAAAAACUAUUUCAUCAACAAAAUAAUGGAAGAGAACAUGUUGCUAAAUUCUGUUGAUCCUUAUCCAACUCAAUUCAAGGAGAUAGAGGAUGACGGCGUACUUUUCAGCAAAAAAUACGUUCAUGAUUCCCUGGACGACCAUGAAGGAAAAAGAACACGUGAUGCUAUCACAAAUUUUCAUGGAAUUGUUGAAUUUGAAUGGGCCAAAGUAUUAACGAAAGAUGAAGAUGAACCAAAGGUGGGUUGGACAACAGUAUCGCCACUUGAAGAGCAAACGUCUUUCACGUCAAAACUUGAUGAUGGGAGUCGGAUGCGCGUAUGGGUUCGUGCGACAGAUGUAAUGGGCAACAUAAAGACAGACAGUACGAUUGUAACUGUUGAUGGAUCAAAUCCAAAAAUAUCCAAACAGUUGGGAGAUGACCAUAAAUUUGAAGCGAACGUCAAACAUGCUACAUACAAUUAUACGUCAAGGAUACGUUUUACUGCCAAAGACGAUAACAGCGGAGUACAUAAAAUUGGAUUUGCUAUCACAAUUAAAACUUCUGGUAAAGCUGAUCGAAUAGUAUAUGAAGGUUUUGCCCCGGCAAAUAUGAAAAAUACAACUGAUGAUCCCCUCUGUGACAUCAUAGAAAACAAGUGUUUCAUUGCUAAUCAGAAACUGGAAUUGGAUAACUGUUGGUUCAUGAUCAGCAAGAGUGAUCUCGAAACAAGUACAGCUUCUGUAGAAGUUACAGCAUAUAACCAGGCAUUGCUUACGGCGUCGACAACCUUUGAUGUUGGUCACGUGAAACAUCUGGAAGGGCUUGAAAAAUACAGCGGUCCGGAAAACAUACGCAUUGAAUCACCCACUCCUAACGGAUUUCGUGUCGCCUGGGACCUUCCAGAGAAAUUGUCGUGUUAUGGGAGAGCUGAAAUAGUUAUAGUGUUGCUUAAAAAGACAGCCAGUGAAGAAAUCAAGCUUGAGACUUACUAUACUCCUGGAACUAGCAAAUACUUUGACAUUCUUGGACUUGACGCUGUGACAGACUACCAAAUUAAUUUUGCGUUGAAAAUGCCAGAUGCCGCCGCAGAACAAGAGACAGGCCUCAACUUAAAUGUGAAAACACCGGCACCUGAAACAGCAAGUGUAGAUGUAGGACUUAUCGUAGGAAUCGUUGUUGGCGUGCUGGUUCCUGUGAUCAUUGCUUUUUUGGUUAUCAUCUUCCUUAUCAGACGGCGUUACAUACGUCCUGCACAGCAAAUCCAGAAUGUCAGGAGAGCUGUUAGCAGGAAGAUCAGAAGUUCAAUGCACGGUGAUCUCGAUAAUUCAAAACCAAGUGGCUCUCGAUCGAGGAAUGUGGCGUAUGAUAAUCGAGACGAUGAUUUGUACAUCUAUGGCGGAAUGGAUAUGGAAGUACCACAGAUAUGGCAUGUCGACCGGAAUGACAUAACGUUUGAAUCAUUAAUCAAGAGUGGACACUUUGCCAACAUCUACAAAGCCAGACUUAAAAGAGGAAAAGGGUCUGAGGAUGUUGUUGUAGCUAAGACCUUAAAAGAGAGAUUCACACCUGAAGAUGCAUUGUUGAUGAAGGCCAAGAUCAACUUUACCGGUGACAAAGUCGGAGACCAUCCAAAUAUCCUAAGAUUUAUCGGCGCAGUUGUCAGUGACGACGCCAUGGGUCCAUUUAUUAUUUAUGAAUACUGCGAAAACGGAACAAUGCGGGAUUACUUAGUCGAUCGGAAGAACAAUAUUACCCUGGACUUACAGGAGAAUCUGUUCCGGUUUGGUCUUGACAUUGCAAAAGGGAUGGAAUAUCUUGCUGGAAAAGGGAUUGUCCAUCGUCGGCUAGCUGCUCGAAACAUUCUUUUGACUUUUCAUAACGAGGUGAAGAUUUCAGGCUUUGGUCCCCAACCUUCAGAAGAGGACGGGGGAGACGCUGACAAAGGAAAACGGGAAAGAAUACCAAUCAAGUGGGUGGCACCAGAAUGCAUGGAAUCUACCCGUGAUGCAACAGAACAAAGCGAUGUCUGGUCGUAUGCCGUGGUGCUCUGGGAGAUAUUCUCUCUUGGAGACACGCCGUACACGGGAAAAGGUACUGAUCUUCCUAAAAGACUGAAAAAAGGCGAAAGACUUGCUAAACCCGAGCAGUGUGACGACACGUGGUAUGCGGUCAUGAGGAAAUGCUGGUCUUACGAUGCCCGAAAAAGACAAACAUUUUCCGAUAUUAGACAACAGCUGGAUGAUCUUUUCGUGGAGUCCCCUGGUGACGACUACUACUUUUACAAGCGAUAAUCGUGCAUAAACAUAACAUAGAGGAUCGAGAUCUUAAAUAUCUGCUAUAAACAUUAUUCGGGAUGCUAUUAUAUUCAUUUUAGAAGACAGUUUUUUUUUUUUAGAAAAAUCUAUUACAUUCGUAAUUGGUGUUAGACUGUUAGCUGAAAAAUGAACUUCAAAAGGAGAUCUAACAUGGAAGUUGAACAUAGUACACAUAUUAAUUUAGAAUACAUGUAACUUACAUAUAUUUAGAGUUUAAUUUUAUUUUGUGGUUAGAUCUCAAAGAUGUCUAUUAAGUGCAGUGAUGAACUUGUAAACAAUUUAAUGGUUAUAACGCUAUUGAUUUUAAGGUAUUGGACCCCUAAUAGUAAUGUUUAAAGAAUGGCAUAUUCUUAAAGUUGGCCGUGUUUCGCACCGUAUUGCAAUUUUUAAACAACUUUUACUGUGCCGCUUUUUGCAAAUUUUUUAUAAUUCAUGAUAUUUCCUCAAGCUCAAGUAGAGACAAAUUGUAAAGUGAUGGCCACUAUCCAAAACGUUUGCAGAUAAUUCAUUUUACCAUUAAUUUUGAUAAAAAACAUCAAACUAUUGGUAAACAAUUGCAAAACACAAAAUUAAAUUUUCAAUAUAAUUUUUUCUUGGCUGCUUUAAAUAAACGGAUUUGAUGAGACAGAAUAUUAACUUCAACAUUGAAAAAUUAAGGUCGAAUCCUGCCGGUCUGUUUUGAAUUUUGCUCACUUCAUUCAAAAAUAACCUUGGGGUAAAAGUAAAACCUACCUACAUUGAAUACUCUUCAAAAAAGAGGUACUCUAUUACGGGUCUAAUACCUUAAAGCAAAUGGAAUGCUAGAAAAUGUCGUAUAUACUAUCUUUGUUUUCUGUCUGUCUUUUAUGAAUAAUUAGUUGUAAUGACACCAAAAUGUCAAACAAGAAUAAUGAUAAUGAUAAUAACCAGACAGGAAAAAAAUAUAAAAUUAUCAUCGUUUGGGUUUGUGUAAAAAUUUCAUACAUUUGACAGAUACAUUUUUCUUUAUCAUGGUUUCACUAUUGUACAUAUUCAGCAUAUUAUGAUACAGAUCAAACACAUAAAAUAUAUAACAUAGUCAUUUAUUCAUCAAAUUUCUAGAUAGGAGAUAUUUUGUAUUUUAAAGACACAAAAAAAUAAGGCAGAGUUUUUACACUUAAACAGAUAAAAUAAGUCUCAUAUUCCUUCAUUUUACAAAGCACAGAGUCUGUUAUGGUUUAAUUUCUAAGAAGUAAACAACAAAUUUAAAGCCCUAAAACAUAUUUUGUUUUAAAAUUUCAGAGACACAAAAAAGUAGAUUUUACGCUUAACAGAUAAACAAAGCUGCAUAUUCAUUCAUUAUACAUAGAACACAGUAUUGUAUAGCUAAAUUUCUUAGAAUUAAACAGCAGGUUUAUACAAAACAAAAUCUUAAAAGAAAGAUUUGUUGUAGAUAUUUAUUUUAAACCUACAUAUUAUAUUCAAUCAUUUGACUUUUCAGGUUCAACCUUGUUUGCUACAUAGAUUCGUCUCUUAGCACAAGUAAAGUGUUUUGUUACGCGACCCACUGCCCUUCAGGUGAUUCUUUAAUGGACUUUGAUCAUUUCUGAUAAACCACACUGCAAAGAUUUGCACGUUUUUAUUUUUAAAGUAUGAUGUUUCCGACGAAAGAGAGAUAAUUUGCAAUCGAAAUUUUUGUUAUAAACGGCAAUUUUAUUUCAAACAGAAUUCUCUGCAAAAUGGAUUUCCUAAUUGUUCUGAACAAAUUUUGUAUAUAUGCAUGUAUAUAUAAAGCUGAAUGAAGAACAGUGUUUUGUGAGAUAUAAAACCCUCAACUACAAUUCAUUUAAAGGGAGGUAACAAAAGAUUUUACAUGAUCCAUCCUGUCGUCAAUGUCAUUUUUUCAACCUACUAAAAACUCAUAGACCACCUUCAAACACAUCAUGUUUCAAGACCCAAUACAAUUCUCUCCAUAUUCCCAUCGAUAUCGAUUCGUAUUAAAAUCAGGCUUGAAAUACAACACGCUUAAAAUUUUCAUUUACCUAAACAAAAUCGCUUUACAAUUUGCAUAAAUCAUUCUUCAAAUAUGCCUAGAAUAUGUUUGAAACACGAAUAAAUAAUACAUGAAACACAAACUAGGCUUCAUAAAGUCAUAGUAAUUGUCUCGUCAUGCUUAUUUUCUCAUAAAUCGUCCCAAUUUCUAAUGCCAUAAAUCAUCCCAAUUUCUAAUGCCAUGCUUCAGAAUCUCAAGCUCUCUUCAUAAACACGCUGAAAACAUUUCCAUUUCCACAAGGCUUCAAAAAUAUGGGAAACGCUUUUCAAAUGUUCAUGUUUCUUCAAAGCUUGUCAACUGUAAAUAACUUAUGUGACAAAUAAGCACUAUGCAACGUCAUACAUAGUUGGAGCUAAGCUGAUCAUUGUUUUACAUUACUUUGAAAAUGUUGGUGGUAUGUUCUGAUGAUUGGAGAAUAAUGAAACACCAAAUUGCCAAAUUGCCGUGAAAAAAAGUUAUUAUAACUGACUCCUUUGAUGUUUUUGUGCUAAAACUAUUAGUGAGACUACCUUUUACAUUAUGUUUUAUAACAAAGCAAGUCCUGUCGUUUUACUUUACAAUAGCCAUAAUUAUGCCACUAAACUCACCAGUGCCUUAUUAGCCUAUUGUAACUUCUUUAAAAAUGGAUAACUUAAUCGAAGUAUUUAGUAUUAUUAUUUAUGCUAUGUAAUUGUUUACAGCUACAAAUGUUUAAUCUUCUUUCGCAUGCUUUAUUUCAUAUGAUCUUGCUCGUCUGACGUACUUUUUAAGCUAGAAUAAAAUUAAAAAUCGUA